Molecule: messenger RNA, 3087 nt
Organism: Gossypium raimondii (Peruvian cotton)
Lineage: Eukaryota; Viridiplantae; Streptophyta; Magnoliopsida; Malvales; Malvaceae
Product: receptor-like protein EIX2
Exons: 1
Coding region: 1-3087 (1028 amino acids)
Molecular function (GO): protein binding
Source: RefSeq, a predicted model, not a curated record
AUGGCAAUUGCAACCAUGACUACUCCUCUUCCUUUUUCCUUUUUCCCUUGCCUUCUUCUCAUUCCCGCUAUCUGUUUUACCAUUUGUCAUGCCAAUUCCAACCUACUUUGCAUUCAGAGUGAGAGAGAAGCUCUUUUGAAAUUCAAGAAUCAUCUUUUUGAUCCUUCAAACAGGCUAUCGUCAUGGGUAGAAGGUGGGGAUUGCUGUGAAUGGACUGGUGUCGUCUGCCAUAACUCAACAGGCCACGUCAACCAACUGCACUUGGCCGCUCCUCUUUCAGUGCCUGAUGCCUUUGCAACAAAUGCUGAAUGGGAAGCUUACCACAAUUCCCUGCUAGGAGGCAAAAUAAAUCCUUCACUGCUGGAGUUGAAGCAUCUCAGUUCCCUGGACUUGAGCUAUAACAUUUUUAGCAGCAUACAUAUCCCGAAAUUUUUCGGUUUGCUAGAGAGUUUAACAUAUCUUAACCUCUCUCGAUCACAAUUUCAGGGAGCAAUUCCUCAUAACCUUGGGAAUCUCUCAAAGCUGCAGUAUCUUGAUCUUGGAGGUAAUGAUCUCAAAUCAAAAACUCUUCAAUGGGUUUCUGGACUUUCUUCCUUGCAGUACCUUGAUUUGAGUUAUGCUGAUCUUCAUACAGCAAAUGAUUGGGUACAGGUAACACUCAAACUUCCUUCUUUGUUAGAGUUGCACUUGUCAGGUUGUGGUUUAGACAAUGAUCCAUCUUUGAUCAAUGUUAAUUCUUCAAAAUCACUGGUUGUUCUUGAUCUUUCUUUCAACCGCUUUUCUUCAGUACCUAAGUGGAUAUUUAGUCUUCAUGGUCUUGUGUCCAUUGAUCUUAGUGGCAAUUCUUUGGAAGGCCCAAUUUCAGAUUACUUUGGGAACAGCUCGUUUCUUGAAGUUCUUGAUCUUAGUUGGAAUUAUCUCAAUUCGUCCAUACCCAAUUCCUUGUAUAGUUUAAACCGUCUUCAGUUCCUUAGUCUUGGCAAUAACCAGUUACAAGGAACAAUCUCGACUGCCAUUGGAAACUUGAGCUCUGUUACUCAGCUUGAUCUUUCAGUAAAUCAAUUAAAUGGUCAAAUUCCAUUGUCUACAUGGGAGUUAUCAUCUCUGAAGUUGUUUGAUGUUUCAAAAAAUCAAUUAAACGGCCAAAUUCCCUUGUCUAUAGGGCAGUUGUCAUCUUUGGAGGAGUUUGAUGUUUCAGAAAAUCAAUUAAAUGGUCCAAUUCCAUUGUCUAUAGGGGAGUUAUCAUCUUUGAAGUUGUUUGAUGUCUCAGAAAAUCAGUUAAACGGCCAAAUUCCCUCGUCUAUAGGGCAGUUAUCAUCUUUGGAGGAGUUUGAUGUUUCAGAAAAUCAAUUAAAUGGUCAAAUUCCAUUGUCUAUAGGGGAGUUAUCAUCUUUGAAGUUGUUUGAUGUUUCAGAAAAUCAAUUAAAUGGUACUUUUCCUCUAUCGUUUGGACGACUAGAAAGUUUGGAAACUCUGGAUUGUGGGUAUAAUCUAUUAGAAGGAGUUGUAUCAGAAACCCAUUUUUCUAAUCUCACGAGAUUGACAACUCUAGCAGCAUCACACAAUCGGCUUAGAUUUGAACCAAACUUAAGCUGGAUUCCCCCAUUUCAAUGUGAAAGGAUCGAAUUGGGUCACUGGCAUCUUGGCCCAAAGUUUCCCCAGUGGCUAAAAUUCCAAAAGAAAUUGUCUUAUUUGGAUAUCUCCUAUGCAGGAAUUUCAGAUGUCAUACCCACUUGGUUUUUGAACCUUCCCACUCAAUUUGAAUCUUUAAACCUUUCCUCGAAUCAACUUAGAGGAGAGGUUUCAUAUUUGAAUGUGAGAAACUCUGUUGAUUUGAGUUCAAACCGAUUCAUAGGCCCAUUGCCAAGAGUAUUCUCAACUUUACUAUUUCUAAUUUUAUCAAAUAAUUCAUUUUCGGGAUCUCUUUUGGAAUUGGUUUGUAAUUCAUCAAGUGAGGAAUUGAUGGAAGUUCUUUACAUUGAUAAAAAUCUUAUCUCAGGAGAUAUUCCAGAUUGUUGGAACCAUUGGCAGCGUUUGAACCUUUUAAAUUUGGGAAGCAACAAUUUGACCGGCAAAAUCCCACCUUCUUUAUGGCAUCUAAAUCUUAAAAUGCUAAACCUUCGAAACAAUACAAUAUUUGGAAAAUUGCCAUCCACAUUGCAAAAUUCUCCAAAUUUGAUUAUGUUUGAUCUUAGUGAAAAUCAUUUCAGUGGAAGUGUACCAGCAUGGAUUGGUGAUAAGCUCUCAAACCUUGUGAUUCUAAGCCUUCGAUCAAAUAACUUUGAUGGACGUAUUCCUCAUAAAAUUUGUGAUCUUCAGUUUCUUCAAAACUUGGACCUUGCCCACAACAACAUUUCUGGAGUUAUUCCAAAAUGUUUUAAUAAUUUAAGUGCAAUGGCCACAGCAAACAAAAGGAAUAAUUUUGUUCUUGCGGAGUCUGUAUAUGCAGCCUCAUUUUUUUUGAACGCAUUAUUGGUGUUGAAAGGACGAGAGGAUGAAUAUGGUAGAACAUUAGGACUUGUUACUAGCAUGGACCUUUCAGCUAACAGUCUCACCGGAGAGAUCCCCAAAGAAAUUGGUAGUCUCGUUGGACUACUGUCUUUAAAUUUUUCAGGGAAUCUCCUAACAGGAAAUAUACCAAACAGCAUUGGCAAGAUGGAGUUAAUGGAAUCUCUUGAUUUGUCCAUGAAUCGACUAAAUGGUGAAAUCCCUCCAAGUUUCUCCAAUUUGAAUUUCUUGAAUCACUUCAAUGUGUCCUACAACAACUUGACAGGACAAAUCCCAACAAGCACUCAGCUUCAAAGCUUUGAAAACUUGUCUUACGUGGGCAAUCAUCUUUGCGGACCUCCUCUCACUAAGAACUGCACCUCAAAAGGUAUUCCAAUUGACGUCGCAAAUAAUGGAAGUAGCAGGGAAGGAAGUAAAGUGAAUUGGCUUUAUGUCAGCAUAGUUCUCGGCUUUGUAAUGGGAUUUUGGGGUGUAGUGGCUCCCUUGUUUUUCAUCAGGUCUUGGAGGCAUGCAUACUAUCGAAAGUUGGACCAUGUUGGACGAAAGCUGUAUGUGUCUUGGGCUACUAUGGGUAUGUAG